Rhizopus microsporus ATCC 52813 is the source of this 912-nucleotide messenger RNA. RefSeq names its product WD40 repeat-like protein. Gene Ontology annotation, biological process: mRNA splicing, via spliceosome. Bases 1 to 912 code for a protein of 303 amino acids. The record is from RefSeq and is a predicted model, not a curated record. The transcript is spliced from 5 exons. Gene Ontology annotation, molecular function: protein binding. Gene Ontology annotation, cellular component: catalytic step 2 spliceosome. Lineage: Eukaryota; Fungi; Mucoromycota; Mucoromycetes; Mucorales; Rhizopodaceae.
AUGGCGCCAUAUCCAACAAGACUAGAACUAACUUUAAAAGGACAUAAAGGUCCUGUAAACGAUGUAUGUUAUAAUCACAGUGGUCAGUACUGUCUUUCAGCAGGUCGAGAUCGAUCUAUAAGAUUAUGGAAUCCGUCAACUGGACUCUUAUUACACACAUACACUGGCCAUAGUCGCGAUGCUCUGGCAGUAACAGCACUUAACAAGCUGAGAAACAGUUCACCUGAUAAUGCAAAAAUAGCGAGUGGAGGUGCUGAUCGCUCUGUUAUUCUAUGGGACGUUGGGUCAGGUGAAAUUCUACGACGUUAUACUGCUCACUGGGAGCGAGUGAAUUCUGUGGGGUUUAAUGAUCAAUCUACAGUAUUGAUAAGUGCAUCUUUUGAUGCAACGAUAAGACUAUGGGACCUUCGAUCAAUGAAUUUACAACCUAUCCAGAUAAUUGAGGAUUGUAAAGACAGCGUCAUGUCAGUUCAUAUUCAAGAUACGGAGAUUAUAGCAGGAUGUGCAGAUGGUAGACUACGAACGUAUGAUAUAAGAAAAGGGGAAUUAAAAGAAGACUAUAUUGGAUCACCCAUUACAUCUGCCAAGAUAACUAAAGAUGGUAAUUGUAUACUAGUGAGCUCUCUAGACAGUACAAUGAGGCUUAUGGACAAAAGCAAUGGAAAAUUGUUAAAUGAAUUUAAAGGACAUAAACAUAAAGAAUACAAGAUUGAGUCCAUUUUAUCAAAUAAGGAUGAAUAUGCAAUCACAGGCUCAGAAGAUGGAAAGAUUUAUAUCUAUGAUGUUUUAGAAGCAAAAGUGCUUUCAACAAUAGAAGCUCAUCAAGGAGUAGCUACUACGCUUGAUUAUCAUCCUGAAAAUAUAAAUAUGUUAUCGGGUGGAUCUGAUGGGUUAAUUCAUAUCUGGGGUUAA